UAAUGGUGGAGUUAUUGUGAAAAUUUCUCUCUUACUGCACAAUUUUGUCAUUUUGAAGUACUUUGAGAAUUUGUUUGUUGAUAGAAUUUAUCUCUGAGAGUUCCUGCAGAGACAUUACCAAGUGAUAGAAGUGAAAGGGAGAGAGAUAUUUGGGGUUAGAGGGGAGUAAAGAGUUUUGGGGAAGAUAGAGAGAGAGAGAGUGGCUAGGAAAAGACGAUAAAAUGGAGGCAUUGCGAUAGAGAAGGGCAAAAGCGAAAUUGAGGCUUUGCGUGGGUUGGAGAAAUGGGGGCGGCCAUGGGGAAGAGCAGUGGUGUCCUCUUUGAUAGCUUGCCUUCGGCCCAGGGUACACUGCACAUUGUGAUGCUGGGCCUAGAUUCAGCUGGCAAAACCACCGCCCUCUAUCGCCUCAAGUUCGAUCAGUACCUCAACACAGUGCCCACAAUUGGCUUCAAUUGCGAAAAGGUGCGCGGGGCCACAGGUAAAGCCAAAGGGGCCAAUUUUCUGGUCUGGGACGUCGGUGGGCAGGAGAAAUUGAGACCACUCUGGCGCAGCUAUACAAGAUGUACGGACGGCAUCGUAUUUGUGGUGGAUUCGGUUGAUAUGGAACGCAUGGAAGAGGCCAAAAUGGAACUAAUGCGAACCAUAAAGUGUCCUGACAAUCUAGGAGUUCCACUUUUGGUGUUGGCCAACAAACAGGAUCUACCAGGUGCCUGUGAACCCCGUGAACUUGAACGAUUGCUGGGAUUGCAUGAGAGUCCGAGUACGGGGGAACCACCACCGCCCAAGAUGACCUACAUUCAACCAGCGUGCGCCAUUACCGGCGAAGGACUGCAAGAGGGCUUUGAGGCACUCUAUGACAUGAUCAUCCGUAAGCGCAAACUCACCAGAACAACCAAAAAGAAGCGCUAACCUAAAAUUUAAAACAAAAAAAAAAGCAAAAGAAAAGAAAAAAAAGAAAGAAAAACAAUGAAGAAACUCCUUAAGACAAACUUUCCUCCAUCCGCAUCAGCGUGAAAGAGAGAGAGAGUGAUAUAGCCUUCUGUUAUUUGUUGUGUUUUGUUUGUCAAUUCCCAUUUUAUUUUUUAUUAAUUAAUUAUUUUAUUAUUGCAUUUUAUUAUUAGUUUUUUUUAUCCUAAUUAAAUAGACUAUAUUUUUCCAUUUGCCUAUCCACUUGCCUCAAUACAAAUUUUCCCUUUUGAAUCCCAUUUUUGGGUCGGACAACAAAAAAAAGAAGAAAAAGAAGAAGUAUUGGACAGAAAAUUUUGGGGAAAAAGAAGAAAAAUGUAUUUAUCGUUGUACAUAACCUAUCUCGGUGUCUAAAACAACGGUUAAGUGUUUAAAAAAAAAAAGAAGAAGAAGAAGAAGAAAAAUCUAGGUUUAAAUUGAACAUUUUUCUUUGUGUUUUUAUUAUUAUUGUAGUUUUCUAUUUGCAUAUUAAAUAAUAAAUGAAAAAAAUACUAUUGUACGGAUAUAAAGGA
Molecule: messenger RNA, 1478 nt
Organism: Phlebotomus papatasi
Lineage: Eukaryota; Metazoa; Arthropoda; Insecta; Diptera; Psychodidae
Gene: Arl4
Product: ADP-ribosylation factor-like protein 4C
Exons: 2
Coding region: 283-909 (208 amino acids)
Biological process (GO): vesicle-mediated transport; intracellular protein transport
Cellular component (GO): cytoplasm
Molecular function (GO): GTP binding; GTPase activity
Source: RefSeq, a predicted model, not a curated record